AUGUCGCGAGUAAGCGAUGGGCCAAGAAUUCAGUCGCCACAGGAUCCGAGCUAUACGAGAGAGCGGAAGAACAGAGCGAGAAUCGAGAAUGCCUCGCAAGACGCGCGGAGUGUACCGAGCGAGCAGACAAGGGAUGAUAAAACCCUACAGCGAGCCACAUGCGUAGCAGCCAAGUGGCUCUUGAAGAAUCCCCCAAGAUUCGCCCAUGUGCAUUGUGCGCAGGCUCUCGGAAUACCUGUGCACAUCAUGUUUACCAUGCCGUGGAAGGCAACCCGAGCCUUUCCCCAUUCGUUAGUCAAACUGAACGCGACGGACAUCGAACCUAGCACCGCAAACUGGCUUACCUAUGGCCUGGUCGAGCUCAUGCCCUGGCAAGGAACUGACACCUCAAGCACAACGUAA
Thermothelomyces thermophilus ATCC 42464 is the source of this 402-nucleotide messenger RNA. RefSeq names its product glycosyltransferase family 1 protein. Bases 1 to 402 code for a protein of 133 amino acids. The transcript has 3 exons. NCBI's taxonomy places the organism in Eukaryota, Fungi, Ascomycota, Sordariomycetes, Sordariales, Chaetomiaceae. The record is from RefSeq and is a predicted model, not a curated record.